GAAAAUGAGAAUCAACUUUUAGCUAGACCUAAAAAAGAAGCAAUUGAUCGUAUCAUUAUUAAAGCUUUUGCUAUAUGUGGGUUGCUGUUUUCUACAAAUCCUCAAGAUAUUUCAAUUUAUAAUUUUUUAAUAAUGACCUCCGAACAUAAAGAAUUUUUAUAUGCUUUUCAUGAUUUGUCUUAUGUUAGUCAUAUGGCUAAUUUACUUUUUGACGAAAUUGAAAAAAUUUUAAUCAAAAUUGAGCCUAAUAAAUUCGUUGGAAUAAUUUCUGAUAAUGCUUCAGCUAUUGCUGCUAUGCAUAGACAAAUUAAUCAAAAAUACCCCUCUAUUAUGAACCUUCAUUGUAUU
Messenger RNA from Racocetra persica, 348 nucleotides. NCBI's taxonomy places the organism in Eukaryota, Fungi, Glomeromycota, Glomeromycetes, Diversisporales, Gigasporaceae. The record is from the annotation of a GenBank genome assembly.